Messenger RNA from Cavenderia fasciculata, 234 nucleotides. RefSeq lists its product as uncharacterized. The record is from RefSeq and is a predicted model, not a curated record. Lineage: Eukaryota; Evosea; Eumycetozoa; Acytosteliales; Cavenderiaceae. The transcript has 2 exons. Bases 1 to 234 code for a protein of 77 amino acids.
AUGGUGGAGACUGUUAAGAAUAAUAAUAAUAAGAAUAAUAAUAUUAGUAAAAAGAUUAAUGGUUAUAAUCAAGAUGAUGAUGAUGAAGGUGAAGAAGAAUUGGAAGAUGGACUGGAUGAGGAGGAGGAAGAGAUCGAUCCUGAUGAUCUCGAAUCCAAUGGAGAGAUUCAUCUCCAAAGAUUGGGAUCAUUAUUUAAUCGAUCCGGUAGAUUAAUUUCAAAGUUUGAAAAAUAA